AUGCUUCUCUCUACCCUCCUCUUCGCGGCUCUAGCCGACGCGAUUCCUCAAGGCGGUGGUGGCAAUGGAUUCACUAUGCUGCGUUUCGGUUGCGCACAGGUAGUCGUCGACCGUAUCGAUCCACUCGUCAAUCCUGGGCAAGCACCGUCCCCCCAUAUGCAUCAAGUCGUGGGAGGAAAUGCCUUCAACGUUACGAUGGAGUCUACCGAUAUCUCCAAACUUGCGAGCUGCACAACAUGUGGUUAUUCUGAAGAUCUCUCCAACUACUGGACCGCCAACGUCUACUUCAAGGCGCGCAACGGAACGUACAAGCGCGUGCCUCAAAUUCCUAACAGGGAUCUCUUCCAAGAUAAGUACACUGGAAAGACAAACGGUGGCUUCGUCGUCUACUAUGUUUCGCCCGGCAAGGGUAAAGUGACGGCCUUCAAGCCGGGUUUCCGUAUGCUCGUCGGCGACGCUACCAAUCGUGUAAGCAAGAACCUGAAGAUGCAGACAUGUUUCCGCUGCUACAACGCGCCAAAUUUCGGCGGCGACAAUGCUGCUCCAUGUGCAGAUGCGAAAUUGGACACCGAGGGUUUCCCCAAGACUGCUUGCCCAGGAGGUAUCCGUUCGAACAUCUUGUAUCCGACCUGCUGGGACGGCAAGAAUCUCGACAGCCCUGAUCACAAGGCACAUGUCGCAUAUCCCAAGGCCGGCCCCGCUUCCUUCUCUGGCACCAGCACUGGCGGUGACUGCCCCUCGACUCAUCCAGUGAAGAUCCCACAAUUGAUGCUCGAGAUCGUCUGGGAUACAAGGCAAUUCAACAACAAGGCUGACUGGCCUGCCGAUGGCUCCCAACCUUUCGUUCUGUCGACUGGCGACAACACUGGUUUCGGCCAGCACGGUGACUACGUCUUCGGCUGGAAGGAUGACUCGCUCCAGAAGGCUAUGGAUGACGCUAAGGGCUGCAUGGGAGCUAGCUGCGGAAGCCUGAAGACUCAGCAACCCGCUGAUGGUAACAGCUGUAAUGUAAAGGCUCGCGUCAACGAGGACCAUGAUGGCUGGAUGAAGCAGCUUCCUGGUAUGGACGGUAUGCCCAUGUAGACCAUUUCCGAAGACCAGAGAAAUAAGAUUGAUAUCCUUUUGAGUAGAUAGUUGUA
Cucurbitaria berberidis CBS 394.84 is the source of this 1139-nucleotide messenger RNA. RefSeq lists its product as uncharacterized. The transcript has 7 exons. Bases 1 to 1083 code for a protein of 360 amino acids. NCBI's taxonomy places the organism in Eukaryota, Fungi, Ascomycota, Dothideomycetes, Pleosporales, Cucurbitariaceae. The record is from RefSeq and is a predicted model, not a curated record.